Molecule: messenger RNA, 606 nt
Organism: Protopolystoma xenopodis
Lineage: Eukaryota; Metazoa; Platyhelminthes; Monogenea; Polystomatidea; Polystomatidae
Source: the annotation of a GenBank genome assembly
AUGAAGGAAUUGGAUACGGCACAGGCCCAAUUAGAUGAAAAACAGCGAGAGUUGGAUCUCGUUCAGGCAGAGUACGAUAGAGCAAUGGCAGAGAAACAGACUCUAACGGAUAAUGCAGAGGCCUGUAGGCGCAAAAUGUCAAAUGCAACAGCCCUCAUCCAGGGUCUGGCAGGAGAACGAAUUCGCUGGACAGAGGCCAGUCGAAUGUUUUCCGAUCAGAUUAAUCGACUGGUUGGUGAUGUUUUGCUAGCAACUGCGUUCCUCUCCUACUCCGGACCCUUCAAUCAAGAUUUCAGGAAUCUUCUCAACCGGAACUGGCGAAAAGAAUUAGUCCAAAAUAAAAUACCUUUUUCUGAUGAUUUGAAUAUAAUUACGAUGCUUGUGGACAAUGCCACCAUGGGUGAAUGGAAUCUACAGGGCCUCCCCAACGAUGAACUGUCAAUCCAGAAUGGCCUGAUUUCCACACGCGCCACGAGAUACCCUCUACUGGUGGACCCGCAGGGACAAGGAAAAGCUUGGUUAAAAAAGAAAGAAGCAAACAAUGAUCUUCAGGUAGUUCCCUUAUUUGGCCCUAUUCCCACUAGGUUGAACAAGUCUCCCUAUUAA